GGAGCAGCUGUGCUCGGCGUCUGGUCGACGUUGGGGGCUGUUAGGUCUAGCGGACAGAACAGACUCUUGGCCAAGCAGAUGGCCUCUCGGUGGCCGGGCGUGGGGGUCUCCGUGCGCCGAAGAUCUCUCCAGGACCAGGAGCAGCUGGAGGAGAGUGCGGUGCUGCAGCCUGCAGUCGGCCAUCCGGAGACCUCCAGCCGGGCUCUGGGCUCCCUGUGCAGACAGUUCCAAAGGAGGCUGCCCCUGAGAGCAGUCAGCCUCAACCUGGGGCCUGGCCCCUCCUGGAAACGCCUGGAAACCCCAGAGCCAGGGCAGCAGGGUCUCCAGGGUGCGGCUCGCUCAGCUAAGAACGCCUUGGGUGCCAUGUCCCAGAGAAUCCAGGAGUCCUGCCAGAGUGGCACCAAGUGGCUGGUGGAAACCCAGGUGAAAGCCAGGAGGAGGAAGAGAGGGGCCCAGAAGGGCAGCAGCCCCCCAGCUCGCAGCCUGAGCCAGAGGAGCACCCGGCUGUCUGCAGCCGCCCCUGCCCAUGCAACCCUGGACCCCUGCGAGAGGGAGCAGCUCAGCCUCUCAGCCCAGAGAGGCCCAUGGGGCCCCCCACUGCGGCGGUCCCGGAGGGAGGCUGCCUUCCGAAGCCCCUACUCCUCGACAGAGCCCCUCUGCUCCCCCAGUGAGUCUGACAGUGAUCUAGAGCCUGUGGGGACAGGAAUUCAGCACCUCCAGAAAUUGUCCCAAGAGCUGGAUGAGGCCAUUGUCGCUGAAGAGAGUGGCGACAUGACCAUUUCUCUCAUUCGUGACUGAGGACAGUGCCCUUCAGGUAACACCCUCUCCCAAGCAUCUUUCUCAAUUCAUCUUCCUCCUCCUAUUUCUCCUCCUCCUCAUGCAUGAGCACGUACGCAUAUUGCGAGGCACGUUAAAGAACCAAGUCUUUUCUGGAAAAACCCACAGAGCUGAUGGGCCCAGCAGAGUAGGAAGUGUGCAAGUCUUCCUACCUGCUUGGAGUCAGACUGCUGACCCACUGACCUCAUCACUAACUGAGCAUUCCGGGGCCCCAAGCCGCUAGACCACCUUUGGACUCCUCAUUUGCGGAGAAGGCAGGCUAGGUGUUCCCACCUCCCCUGCCUUGGGGGGCAUGAAGGGAGCUCUGUCUUGCAGGACACAAGCCAUAUCUGGCCACCAUACCCUCAGCCCCAGGAUCUGUGCCUCCCCAUGACUUCCUGGAGGAAACCCCCUGGAGACGGCAGCGCCCCUGGGUCACACUAACAAGGACUUGACUGACAUGGGCCCAGAUGGAGGUUGCUCUGGGGCCUCUGCUCUCCUGUUCCGGUCACAUCUAGGUCCACCAUGACAUCCUGCCACCGUCCAAGAGUGACUUGGGGAGACCUCGGAGAGGGGCGGGGAUUGUUCAGGCUACUCCCCUUUUGGGCUUAGGAACUCAUCCCACACUUGAGCCUCACGGUUGCCUCGUUUGCAACGUGAGGCGCAGGCAGCAGAAGAUAUUUGAAAUCUCCAAGCUGGGUCUCCAGGAGCGGGGUCUGCAGAGAAUUAUCGGUCAUCCUGUGUCACCUGUGCCAAGGCCCUCAGGAACCCAGCUCCGCCCUGCUCCCCCAUCGGAGCCCCGGGAGAAGGGAUAGGAGAGCCUCCCAGGCCCUGAGACCCUGGCCGCCCGGGACCUGUUCAUGCUCUCAGCACGGGGCACGGUGGGUGUGUAGGGAUGGGGGUAGCACAUUCACUAGCAAUUUCUGCCCUUUGUAAAUUAUUUAAGAAAUCUGCUUUAUCAUUUUAUUAGAAAGAAACCAGUAUGAGACUUUCCUAGAUAAUGUUGCUUUUUCAUAAAU
Molecule: messenger RNA, 1835 nt
Organism: Equus quagga
Lineage: Eukaryota; Metazoa; Chordata; Mammalia; Perissodactyla; Equidae
Gene: PIMREG
Product: PICALM interacting mitotic regulator
Exons: 5
Coding region: 79-798 (239 amino acids)
Source: RefSeq, a predicted model, not a curated record